GUAAAUCUGCUUCCGCCAUUUUGAUUUUCGGUUUGCUGUUGGAAAUGAAGUUAAAAACAUAUUAGCGCACAUCAAUAUAAUUCAACAAGGCUAUGACUGUGGCCAGCCACUGAUAUCUCAAUAAUAAGGAUUCGAAGAUAAAACGGUGUACAAGGAUUAUCAAGUCAUGACUCCUAAGUUUUAACGUAAAAUCAGAAAGGGACUCAAAGCGGGUAUAAUGGGAGCGUUUCUGGAUAAACCCAAGACAGAGAAGCAUAAUGAGACUGGUGUUGGGAAUGGACUGAGGUUUGGACUCAGCAGUAUGCAAGGAUGGAGGGUUGAAAUGGAAGAUGCACACUGUGCUGUUAUAGGCUUACCAGGCCUGCAGGACUGGUCCUUCUUUGCUGUGUUUGAUGGGCAUGCAGGUGACCGUGUUUCAGCUUAUUGCUCAGAGCAACUUCUGGAAGCAAUUGUUGCAAAUGAAGAUUUUCAAAGAAGCGAACCGAAUUUGGAAAACGUGAAGAAGGGGAUAAGAACAGGUUUUCUUAAUCUUGAUGAAAAGAUGAGAAAUAUCCCUGAUGUUAUCAAUGGUAAAGAUAAAAGUGGCUCAACCGCAGUCUGUAGUCUGGUCUCACCCAAUCAUAUUUUGUUUGCAAAUUGUGGCGAUUCCCGAGGUAUCCACUGUCGCGAUGGUAGAGUAUGGUUUACCACUCAGGAUCACAAACCGGUGAACCCCACAGAGAAAGAGAGAAUACAAAAAGCUGGGGGAAGUGUCAUGAUUCAGCGUGUUAAUGGGUCACUUGCAGUAUCUAGAGCUUUAGGAGACUUUGAAUAUAAAAAUGUAGAGGGCAUGGGUCCGUGUGAACAGCUUGUAUCACCAGAGCCGGAAAUAUAUGUAGAAGACCGAAAUGAAAAGGACGAAUUUUUAGUGCUGGCUUGUGAUGGUGUGUGGGACGUUAUGUCCAAUGAGGACCUCUAUGAAUUUGUCAAGAACAGGAUGCAGGUCACUGAUGAUUUGCAGUCUAUAUGUAAUCAAGUGGUGGACACAUGUCUUUAUAAAGGCAGUAGAGACAAUAUGAGUAUUGUUAUUGUAGCCUUCCAAGGUGCACCCUCAGUGUCAGAAGAUGCCCAGAAUAGGGAGAAAGAGCUAGACGAUUUACUAGAAAAUAAAGUCAAAGAAAUCCUCAAUGGUCUCUCUGCCAAGAAAGAAGAGAGAUAUUGUGAUGUAAACUAUGUGAUGAAUGCACUUUCAGAAGAAGACAUCCAAGGUUUACCACCAGGGGGUGGAUUGGCAGCUAAGAGGACAGCAGUUGAAAGCAUUUUAAGCAAAUAUAAUGUUAAUUUGACCUCAAAUUCUGACACUGAAUCGUGCUAGCAGCAUCAGUAUGGUAGAAGAAAAGUUGCAGGUGCCUGCUCAGUUCAUCGAGUCUACAUACUCAUCAGCAGUAUGCUGGUCGGCUGCAUGAUGACUCAAAGUUUUUCGUGUGGCUGUCACUUACCUGCUUAACAGAAAAUAAGUUGACUGUGGGAAGCAGAUAAUUUGCAUCAGUUCGAGACACAUAAAUUUGUGUAUAUAUGAUAUAUAAUUAUUAUUAUCAUCAUAAUUAUUAUAUUUUUGUUUGUCAUGGCUUAGCUGGAUCUGGGCAGGUGGCCACAGAAGUGAAGACUUCGGACUGUUCUCUGUCAUGGUCCUUUUAAGCUACGCCUGCUACUAUAAUUUUGUCAGUGUAUAGAUGCCCUUUUGAUGCAGUAGUAUGGAUGAAUUUGUUGUAAUUGUUUCUUUUGUGGCAGCACCCUGCUUGUAAAAAUAGGAUCAUGGGAAAUAUUGAGUCUUAAUCUGCAAAGAAUAUUCAUGUUUCAGAUUUGAUACACGUCUUUUUUAUGUGAUCUAAGUAUUUGAUUAAAAUGGCCAAUAACUUUACAUUUCUCAUUUUAGUUGAAAAACAGAUAUCAGUUUGAUUGGGUUGUUCCAUGAGUUCCACUUUAAAGGCGGGUAUUCUUUGGCAGCUCAUUUAAAUCAUGUAAUAUUUCUGAUUAGGAAAGAUGGGUUUAAAAUGAUAAGUAUGGAAUUUCAUAUAACGGAGAAGGAAGGGCUUAAUUUUAGUAUGUGCAUACAUUUUUUUUUCCGUUUCAACAGGAAUUGGUAGUAAAAAAUUUGCAUUUGUUUGCAAGUUGGGUCUCGUUAACAAGUAAGACUUAAAAAUUGCCAUAUUAUCAUAUUUUAUGUACAGACAUUUAUAAUGUCUGUGUGUAUAUAUGCCGUAUACCGGUGUCUGUCCAUGUCAUCCUAUUAGCUCUUGCAUUAUUAAACAGUAUAAAAAUUGUAAAUGCUCAUUUUUAGUCUAGAUGUGCUAAUCUUAAAUCUAUUUUGAUGCCAUUUUAAGGUACAAUUGUUGGUUUACCUCUCCGCCUUACUUCUAACCAAUAAUUCCGUUCAGUUGAAUUUUACUUUAACAUUUUUCGUUUCAUAUUUAGCAAGCUCAAGGUCUGGUGUAACAAAACUGAGGGUCCGUAUUACAGGAACACCCCCCCCCCCCUCCUCCAUUUAGUUAUAACUGUUAGGGUUAGCCUGACACAAGUGGGUCAAAAUGUAGGACAAUGCUUUCCUGUACAAAUGAAUGGGAAGCGGACUCUAUUAAGGGUGAUUCCCUGUCACGUUACACUGGACUUUAUAAUGCGUGACAGAAAUGGUUUUGAUUUGCAAAAUGUUCAAAGGUAAAAUAGGUUCCACGACCUUGACCGCAGGUAAAAAGAUUGGAUAAAUUGUCUUAAGAAUGUCUGUAUUAUAUGCCAGCCUUGCUGACCAGUAAGUCAGAUGCUUGAAAUGGGCCACUGAUCUUUUAGGGCAUGUCUGUGAAAUAACGCCUGUGAACCUGUAGUUGUGCAAUUAGUUUUUCAAACCUAUUAUAGAAAAUCAAAGUAAAUAAUGCUAGGUUUUUCUGUGUUUGUGUUUCUCGACUUCUGAACUACCAUUACAAAAAGGCCCUUGAAGUACAAGCGACUCGAACAUACUUUGGUGAAUUAAAUGAUGUUCAUGCCCAUUUACAGGUACUAACUUCACAGCUCGUAAUAUAGGACGAUAUAUUUCACCAUUAAAAGCUGCCAAUACAUUGGCGGUACCUUUUUGUAACGGAGUGCCAAAUAAUAGUUUGCAAGCGCGUACAUUUCAUCAUCAUAUUAAAUCAUAAUUCUGAGCCCUUUUACCUAUUUGUAAGAUUGCAAGCACAAAGACGUCCGGGUAUGGCUGCGAAGUACGUCGGCCAAGCAUAACCGCCCUCGUUUUCGGCAGUGGCAAUUAUUGCGUCAUCAGUGGAUUUAGAAUGAAAUAUGGGGAAGGUGAUAGUAUGGCUUUGUAGAUUGUCUUUUUCAUUUAUGUAGGCGGUGUGUAUACUUUUUUGUUGAUUUUUCAAGUCUAUAUAUCUUAGCUUACUUUUUGAAGGCAGCCCAUGUAUUUUCUACCACGAAACUGCAUGUCCAGUUAAAAGCACACGUAAUGUAUAUCUACAGUUCAGUGGCAGAAUCGGGAAGUUAAGUUUUGCUCCCAUCCUGAUUAAGUUAUCCUUGUAGUUCCAUUGUAAUCAAUUAAACAAGCAUGUAUCACAGUGUGAUUCUACUGCCAUAAAUUGAAUACUGUGUAGAAGACGUGAUCCCAAUCUUUUUUUUUUCUAUUGUGAUGUGAACCUAAUAUAGAGGGUUAAUCUUAUUACACAGGAAUUAUAUAUGGUAUUGUAUCCAAUAUUGAACAUCAUAUAGCUUAUUUUUGAAGAAAUACUGUAAUAAGUAGUUGUUAUUACGCCCAGUAUGUGUGAAUGAUGAAAGUAACGUUUCACAUUGAAUUUAGAAAUAAAAUCUUUUGGAA
This is a messenger RNA of Lingula anatina, 3838 nucleotides long. Its product is annotated as protein phosphatase 1B. Lineage: Eukaryota; Metazoa; Brachiopoda; Lingulata; Lingulida; Lingulidae. Gene Ontology annotation, biological process: protein dephosphorylation. Gene Ontology annotation, molecular function: magnesium ion binding; protein serine/threonine phosphatase activity; manganese ion binding. The record is from RefSeq and is a predicted model, not a curated record.